CUUACAACACAUAGUGAGCUCCUGUGAUCACUUGUUGUUGUGGAGCCAUGCUAUUGAAGCGUGCUGCUGUUUGCCUUGUGGCACUGGCCUUGCUUGGCUUCUGUAAUGCUCAGGAUUUCUUUCCUGGUGGGAAAAAGAUCCCUGGAAAUCCUUGGCCUAAAGACCCCCAACAACAAAAACAGACAUUUGACAAACCUCUCACAUGGACAUACCCUGAAGAACCUAAGCCUAAACCCAAACCUGAAGUGCCAUUCCAGCAGAGACACCCUGUUUCUGCUGCAACUGUUGCUGUUGACUGCAGAGAGAGUAUUGCUCAUGUGGAAGUCAAUAAGGAUUUCUUUGGAGUUGGCCAGAUGAUAAAUUCGGCUGACCUUACCCUGGGACAGUGCAGCGUUGUUGCAGAGGAUCCUAUAGCUCAAGUGUUGAUUUUUGAAUCUCAACUGCAGGAUUGUGGGAGCACAUUAAGAAUGACAGGAGAUUCCUUCAUCUACACCUUCACACUGAACUAUAACCCCAAGCCUCUGGGUGGUCCUCCUGUGGUUAGGACCAGCAGCGCUGCUGUAAUUGUGGAAUGUCACUACCCAAGAAAGCAAAAUGUAAGCAGCCUUGCUCUUGAGCCUCUCUGGGUCCCAUUUUCUGCAGCCAAAAUGGCAGAAGAGUUCCUCUAUUUCACCCUGACACUCAAAACUGAUGACUGGCAAUAUGAUAGGCCAAGUUACCGGUAUUACCUGGGUGACGUGAUUAAUAUUGAGGCCUCUGUCAAGCAGUACUACCAUGUACCUCUCCGUGUUUUUGUGAACAAUUGUCUUGCAACCCUUUCAACUGGCACAUCUUCUAGCCCCAGAUAUGCAUUCAUAGACCAAGGGUGUAUGAUUGAUAGUAGAAUCACUGGAUCUGAGUCAAAGUUCAUGGUUCGCUCUGCAGAGAACAUCCUUAAUUUCCAGAUUGAAGCCUUCAGAUUCCAGGGCAUAAACAGCGGAGAGAUGUACAUUACCUGCAACUUGAAAGCAACAUCUGUUAACCAACCCAUUGACAGUGAUGAUAGAGCUUGUUCCUACCACAAUGGGUGGAGGGAAGCCAGUGGAUAUGAUGGAGCUUGCAGCUCAUGUGAGUCUUUAGCAUCUGGAGUUGUGACUGCUAGUAAUGUAGUUGUAACGGGACAUACAGGAGUUUUGAGUGGUGGAGGUGGAACGGUCAAUACAGGAACUGGAAGUACAGGUGGUGGAACCUGGGGUGUUCCAUCAUCCCCUAAGUUUCCUCCAGGAAGGAGAGUGCGGGACGUGUCUCGGCAUGACGUUUUGGAAUGGGAAGGAGAUGUCACUCUGGGUCCCAUCUCCAUUGAAGAGAAGCUGAUUGCUUAAAACAAUUUCCUGUCAUAACCAUGACCAUCAAAAUAAACUAUCAGUAGUUCUAAUCUG
Molecule: messenger RNA, 1418 nt
Organism: Archocentrus centrarchus (flier cichlid)
Lineage: Eukaryota; Metazoa; Chordata; Actinopteri; Cichliformes; Cichlidae
Product: zona pellucida sperm-binding protein 3-like
Exons: 8
Coding region: 48-1361 (437 amino acids)
Biological process (GO): egg coat formation; binding of sperm to zona pellucida; positive regulation of acrosome reaction
Cellular component (GO): extracellular matrix
Molecular function (GO): acrosin binding
Source: RefSeq, a predicted model, not a curated record